AUGUACACCAGAGCAAAGACCGAUGCAGCUAAGGUGGGCCCCACGCAGCCUGAGAGCUCGCCUGAGCCUGGAGCCGUUUCCGAGCAGGAUGCUAAUAAUGCUAACGAGCGGCUGCUAAUACGCAUGGAGGUGAUGAUGGAGACUAUGCGCACGGACAUUGUAAGUCAGUUUGAACAGAUUGUAUCUGGGGCAAUAAGAAAGGAAAUCUCUGCUGUUUGUGAGCCCUUGCAAAGAAAGAUUAUUGCGCACGAUCAAACCAUUGCUAACCUCGAGGAUACUGCUACUGACCACGAUGCUCAGCUAACUAGCCUAAAUGCUACGGUAGCGUCGCUGACUGAGCGUGUUGGUUCCCUGACGCAGAAGUGUGAGGAUUUGGAAGGAAGGUCGAGAUUGAAUAAUAUUCGCGUGGUGGGUGUCCCGGAAGGCUCCGAGGACUCCCGUCCAACUGUGUUUGUGGCCAAACUGCUCCAGGGCUUGCUCGGCUUGGACGGGGAACCAGUGCUGGAUCGUGCCCACCGUACCCUCCGCCCUAAACCAAAGGACGGGGAGCUUCCUCGCCCGUUUGUUGUGAGAGUGAAUAUGUUUCAACAACGCUGCGUAAUCCUACAAAAAGCUGGAUCAUCUGGACCCUUAUUUCACAAAGGAAAGAGGGUUUCAAUCUUCCCGGAUUUCACUACCUCUGUGGCCAAGAAGCGAGCUGCUUUUGCCAAAGUCAAGAAGGAGCUUCACUCGUGUCCUGGUGUGAAGUUUGGACUUUUUUAUCCAGCGAGACUGCAUAUUACUCCUCCGAGCGGACAAACUCACAAAUUUGAAGACCCGACAUUGGCUAUGGACUUUGUGCUGAAACGUUUAAAAACUGUGGUGAUUCCGGAGUCUGUUUGA
Molecule: messenger RNA, 882 nt
Organism: Knipowitschia caucasica
Lineage: Eukaryota; Metazoa; Chordata; Actinopteri; Gobiiformes; Gobiidae
Source: the annotation of a GenBank genome assembly